CACUUUAACCAUGUACUUCCAGCAGUACUGGAGGGACAAGAGGCUGGCGUACUUAGGGAUCCCYCUGAACCUCACCCUGGAUAACCGGGUAGCAGAUUCACUCUGGGUCCCUGACACCUACUUCCUGAAUGACAAGAAGUCCUUCGUCCACGGUGUGACGGUCAAGAACCGCAUGAUCCGCCUCCACCCGGAUGGAACAGUGCUCUACGGCCUGAGGAUCACAACGACGGCAGCCUGUAUGAUGGACCUGAGGAGGUACCCUCUGGACGAGCAGAACUGCACUCUGGAGAUCGAGAGCUAUGGAUACACGACAGAUGACAUUGAGUUCUACUGGAAGGGAGGAGACAAUGCGGUGACGGGGGUGACACGUAUUGAGCUGCCACAGUUCUCCAUAGUGGACUACAAGCUGGUGUCCAGAAAUGUUGUCUUUUCCACAGGUGCCUAUCCACGACUGUCUUUGAGCUUCAAGCUAAAGAGGAACAUCGGCUACUUUAUCCUGCAGACCUACAUGCCCUCCAUCCUGAUCACCAUCUUGUCCUGGGUCUCCUUCUGGAUCAAUUACGAUGCCUCGGCUGCAAGAGUGGCAUUAGGGAUCACCACUGUGCUCACCAUGACCACCAUCAACACCCAUCUGAGAGAGACGCUCCCCAAGAUCCCCUACGUCAAGGCCAUCGACAUGUACCUGAUGGGCUGCUUCGUCAUGGUCUUCCUGGCCCUGCUGGAGUACGCCUUCGUCAACUACAUCUUCUUCGGCCGAGGACCACAAAUGCAGAAGAAGCUGGCAGAGAAAGCCGAGAGGGCCAACAACGAGAGGGCGGCCAAAUACGACACCAAUCGGUCUCCUCAGGAAGGAGGUAAAACGUCAUCUCUUAAGCUGACUAAGCAGCCUAAUAGAGCAAAAACGCUCCGUGUCUCACAGUCGGCGGAGUCCCACGGUAAUAUCCUGCUGACCACCCUGGAGAUCCACAACGAGGUGGCAGGAAAUGAGGUCACCACCAGCCUGGCGGACAGCAGGAACUCCUCCGUCAUGGGAUUUGACAACACCAGCACAGGUACCGGCGUCCAGUGCAGGAAGGCGAGCCGGGCCUCGGUUCCUCGCCACAGCUUUGACAGGCACGCCCAGCUCAAGAGGCACAAACUGCGGCGGCGCUCGUCGCAGCUCAAAAUCAAAAUCCCUGACCUGACGGACGUAAACGCCAUCGACAGGUGGUCGCGYAUUAUCUUCCCCUCCGUCUUCUCCCUCUUUAAUUUAAUCUACUGGAUGUAUUAUGUCAACUGAUUGACUGAUUUUAGGGUCAGGUGGUGUUAGAAUAUUUUUUUUCCCUUCGUCAUUGUUUUGUCUUUUUUUACGUGACAGGAAAUGUUUUGCUAUCGAAAAACAAAGGACUGCCUCUAUGUAACACGGACAAAAUGCUUUGACUUCUUUGUUAAAGUUUUUAUAUUUGCAGUCAUACUCAAAUUAUGGAUUGUGGUGGAUUGKUAAUUCUUAAAACUUUGUACAGAACUAUGUAGAUAAAUACCCAUACUGUAGGACUGGGACUGUACACUUCCCAGUCUUUUUGCCCUCUCUGCAGUUUAAUAAUGGAGAUCCUUUAUACKCAAUUCAAUAUGUGCAAUUUGKAAGAAAGAAAAGGUAACACUGACCUUUGUUUUUUUUAACAAACCCAAAUAAAAUACAAAUGUUAUGUAAUGUAUUAUGCAUAUACAUAAUGAAUUGUAAUGUAUACUUUAUAAUUAUUUACAUAUUAUUUGUCAUGAAUGCGGAUCAAUGCAAAAAAWAUAUACUCAUGUUUUGUGAUGCUUUAUCARGUAUAUKUUUUUUGUCUUGGUCAGAUAAUAUCAUUUUCAAGUGCACAUACAGUAUUUGCAAAUUUGACAGUGAAGUGGUCCUGUUUAUGUAUGUCUAUGUACAGUGUAUUAUUAUUAUUAGUAGUAGUAGUAGUAUUGCUAUUAUUAUUAUUAUUAUUAUCAUUAUUAUUACAUACUGAAGUAUACCAUUUUAACAUAGGUUCAAAUUAAUGUCUACUGUUGAGGGUUUAAUAUCUCAGGUUCUGUAUUUUGCUAAUUGGCAACCAUUACGUUUUCAAAAUCCUGUCAAACAGUCUUGAAAUUGGAAUAUUGAUUGGCAAUCUAAACACACUGCACUCAAUGAAUCUGUCACGGUUCACAUCUUUUCUACCUGAUAUUGUGAAUGCUUGACAGGAUUUCACUCAGUAAAUUGACGACAUUCCUUGAAAUCAGCUCCAUCUUUGAUAGCUGUCGAACUCUCCUGCCAACGGCCUAGUGCUAUAUACUGUAUAACAUGUCUUUGUGAAAUGUUCUGAUAUUUUUGUAAGGUGUAACGUUGACUAAAGCUACAGUAUAUUAACUCCCUCUGUUGCGCGCUAGCAUUGUAGGAAAUAGAUUCCCUCUGUUCACAGCAUUCCAUGGAAGUGGSAGGGUUGAGSGUUUGUUUGGUUUGGAGCAUUUCACUGAUCUUUACUGCUGAAAUGACCUCCAACUGUAAAUAUAAUGUAUAUAACAGAUUUGAUGUUGUGUGCAAAUUUWUGUGUGCAKAUUUUUAUUUGGGGUUGUCMAAUUAGUUGUCUGUUUUAUAAGACAAUGUGAAAUACCGAUGACAUUUCUGUCCUCUUUAAAUGCUUGAAAAUCUAUUGAAUGAACAUGUCUACUGUUGAUCAUAUUUUUUUUGAUUCCUUUCUUCAGGUUUAGAAGCGAUGAAUGCCAUGAGACUAUCUAUCAAAUGCACAGACAAUAUAAAUAAUACAACGAAACGCAUUGUAAAUCAAGGGCAUUGCGAACCACUGAUAAACACAGUAUAUCAUCCAUUUCUAUAUUUCUAUKAUCUAUUCUGCACAGCUAUCAUAGAAGCACAUGCGACGUGUUAGUCUCUCAGUUUACAACUGAUGCAUGAAUUCUGUUUCUACAGGGCAAGGACAGUGAGCCAUAAUCAUUAGAUUGUGACAAAACAUCUACGCAUGCCAUUAGGAAAUGUAAUCAAGGAAGUAGCUACCAUUUGGUGAAACAUUGCCGUUGUUCAUAUCAUGCUGCUCUGGGCGAGAGACAAUGCCAAGAUGGCACUGUCUCUUGUUUCUCUAUGCAUGUUAUAUCGCAUGAGUAAUGUCGAUUUWAAAAAAAAGAACCUUAACCCUAUCAUCUUAAACCUGUAUCGCAGGUGACAAGUACAGUUCAAGAGAUUGUGAUAAACUGCCAUUCUCUGGUUGGUUACAGAGCAACCAAUCAUAUCCUGGGGUCAAUGGCUGGGAUUCACAACGACAGUCUUCAAAUAUAUAACACAUUUAUAUACGCWUAAAGAAUAAAWRGUGUGCCCAUYUAUUUUACCYUUACCAACUUGCAGCCAAUUGCUUAUAGCAGUGACAUGUAUCUCUGGUAUGUGAAUAUGCUUUGCUACUUGAUCAUUAAGCUUGUUGUGUGUUUUGGUUUUGAGUGAUAUAAUGGUAAUGUGUGUGGUUACACACGCUGGCCUAGAACAGUUACAGACCCUGGGGUUUCCCUUCUCUACUGUGUAGAUGAGGCAGUGUUGGUGUAAGAUGACUAAUAUCCCUUGUUCUUGGUGUAAGAUGAGUCAUUUCUCUUGUUCUUGGUGUAAGAUGAGUCAUUUCUCUUGUUCUUGGUGCAAGAUGAAUAAAAUAUAUUGGUCUUGGUGCAAGAUUAAUAAAAUAUAUUGGUCUUGGUGCAAGAUGAAUAAAAUAUCUUGGUCUUGGUGUAAGAUGAAUAAAAUAUCUUGGUCUUGGUGCAAGAUGAAUACAAUAUCUUGUUCUUGGUGUAAGAUGAGUAAUCUUUCCCGAGACGUAAAGACUUGAGUUAGCCCUUCAGAGCUAAUGCCUAGUCUUUAGCUCAGAGGGCUGACAGUCAUGUGGCGUGCAGGAGACCUGGGUUUGAAUCCCAGUCAGUCACAUUGGCACAUUCAAUCGGACACUGUUUCAUGCAUUAAGUGCACUCAUCAUUGCUGGCUUCUAAUGUUGUCUGGCCCAUUAUGGAAUGUCAACAUGUUCCGUUCUGCCAUAAAUGUAUAUUUAGGUAUAGAUAUCUGUGUUUAUGUUUUUCUCCCWUAUUUCUUUAGGUUAUAAUGUUGCUCUAUUAAUGAAAUAAUAUCAAUUGRAUGACAGUAAUAUCGGGUUUUGCAUCCAUUCAAAUCCAUGUUUUCUGUAACACAUCUGUUAUAACCUAUAGCAACAGGAUGAACAAUGGACAGARUUCAGAGGCGACAUUUCUUGUUCCUGAUGCAUUUCUGUUGAAUGAUUGAAUCUAGACAAAGAGCAAUAGUUUAUGAUUUAUAUGUCAGGUGAAGAUAAACAAAUGAUUACCAGUAUUCCUGGAUUGUGAUUAAA
Salvelinus sp. IW2-2015 is the source of this 4349-nucleotide messenger RNA. Its product is annotated as gamma-aminobutyric acid receptor subunit beta-3-like. NCBI's taxonomy places the organism in Eukaryota, Metazoa, Chordata, Actinopteri, Salmoniformes, Salmonidae. The record is from RefSeq and is a predicted model, not a curated record. Gene Ontology annotation, molecular function: extracellular ligand-gated monoatomic ion channel activity; neurotransmitter receptor activity; GABA-A receptor activity. Gene Ontology annotation, cellular component: plasma membrane; GABA-A receptor complex; synapse. Gene Ontology annotation, biological process: chemical synaptic transmission; chloride transmembrane transport; signal transduction.